Peronospora matthiolae is the source of this 2418-nucleotide messenger RNA. The record is from the annotation of a GenBank genome assembly. NCBI's taxonomy places the organism in Eukaryota, Oomycota, Peronosporomycetes, Peronosporales, Peronosporaceae.
AUGAGUGGCGAUGACCUGGCGCUCGAGACGCAAUUGCUGCUGCAAGGCGUGACGCAGCUCACCCACGCCACUGCAGUCGACAGCGAGGUCCAAGGUAGCGAAAAGCCGCUUGUGUCCGAGUACGAGGCCGCCACGGACGCACUUCUGGCCAAGCUGCGCAAGAAGAAAGCGGCCAAUCGAAUGCAGCAGCAGCAACUGAACCAGCAGCGCUUUGGGCUGCCGAAAGCUUCGACAAUGUUCCGAACUCCAUCCGGUUCUAAAAACAGCCCGACGAAGUCCAAGCUGCCUAUGUCUUUGAAGCUUCCUGUGACAGUUGCAGCAACUGUCGCGUCCAGGAAGAAGCAACAGAUGGUGCUACAGCUCAAGACACAAGCUCUUCAACAAGGUGCUCUGCAAAUGGCUAAAUUGUUCGGGUACAAGAAUCAUGAAGAGCAUGUCAAGCAUUUAAAUGAGUUGGACGAGAGGAAGAUUUGGCAGGACGAAGUCAAGGAACGAGAAGAGGAAGGAAUCGAGGAGGAGGUUGACGAUGAGAUCGGGUCAGUUGAUGUGGAGAAUAUAGAAGAAGGAAACGGAGAGACUCUACAGGUGGAGGAAGGAAAGAAGGUGGAGGAAACGAAGCUGGGAAGCGCUGCUCGACGGGACGUAGACGAGGGUGUGUUGGAUAAGGGGGUAUUUCGUGAGACAGAAGCAUCGGAAAUUGGAUCUGAAGACAACCAAAUGUCGAAGGGGGAGAACGAAGCGAUGAGUAGGGCCGUGGUAAAGCAACGGAAAAGAGUUUCGUGUAUUGUAAAAAGUGGAGAGGAAGACGGCAACGAGGCGGAUAGCGAGCAUGACAACUAUAAGGAUGAAGUAGACGAUGCUGAUGACGACUUUGAAGACUCGAUGUCCGCAGCGGGAGGUAUGAGCGACUCACUUGGGGGAGAGCAAGGUACAACGGAGAAGGAUGACGGAGCGUUAGUAGUUGAUAGGAAAAAGGCGCUGGCGGACAAGGCUGCUGGGUAUCGAAGCUUGCUGCGUGCAGAGGCACUUCAGAAUCGCAAGCGGAAGCGGUUGAUGAAAAGUCGCGGCAAUGGCUUCGUCGAGUCGGAAGCUGAGGAAGAUGACGAAGAAGACGUUCUUAACAUAGGCGGUCUAGGUGAUUUUGGUUUUGGCGUGCCACAAAGCAAGACCCAAGAAUCUAAAGAGGCCGAAGAGGAGCGCCGUGCACUUGUGCUACGUGAAGACGAUCUUGACUACAUUGUCGAUAACCUCUCGGAUGACGAGAGAGCGCAGGAGCAAGACUUGGAUGAAAUGUUCCGCCGCGAACGUGAAGAAAUGGAUCGCCAACAAGUCAAAGAAGUGAUGCGGAACGUCAAGGAAGGUUUUGGUCGCAAUCGUCGUGCUUUUUCAGGUCUCCCCUCCGGCUCGGGGGCUCGCGGUCGUUUUAAUCUGGAUGAGCUUGUAGCCGCUGAUGGGAGCAGAUUUGAAGCAGCUCGUCUGGGUUUGCUGGAGUCUGACGAGGAGUUGAGUGAGGAUGACGAUGGAAAAAAGAAAAAGAAGGCUAAAGUCAACGGCAUCAGCGAAGAAGAGGAAGAAGAAGAAGAAGAGAUUGAUGAAGAGGCUGAUAUGGAGCGUAUGCUGCGUGAACGUUUCCUGAACCAGCCUAAGAUCUACAUGACUUCUUCCGAAUCUGGUAGUGAUGAGGAAGAGGAAGAUGCUAAAAAUAGCGGAUCUGACGGCGAUGACAUUGAAUCUGACGAGGAGCGUGAACGACAGCAAAUGAAACUCUUCUCGGAGCGUGCUCGGAUCAACCGUCGUAUGCAGCGCAUGAAGGACAUGCAACGCCAGAUUGCGUUGCAAGACAAUGGAGUAGACUCUGCUGUGAAAAGCGAUGCUGCGAUUCCUAAUAUUUUGUUAGAGGAAGAUGAAGACUCGCAAGAGCUGAUGCAUCUGCUGAACCGCACAAAUGUCGAUUCGAUACCAAGCAUCCAAAAGGCCACAGGCGGUGGUUCUCAGAACGCGUCCCGACUGAACGGAUCCCAUCGAAAGCUCGAUCGGUUUACUUCUUACGGCGGGAUCACAUCAGUGUCUCAAACGUCGUCAUCGUUCAGCCGCGUGAUCGACCAGUGCAAGAUAUUUAACGCCCACUCGGCCAACGGUGCAGAGCCUUCCAAAAGUUUCAUUUUCACUUCAUUUAGCUCGGACAAGAAAGCCAACGACGUCAACGGUGACCCAGAUCAUGACGGCACAAAAGCUUCUGCGUAUCUUGAGACCAGCAAGAACAAGAGCCGGGGCGAUGCCAAGCGAAUGGCGAAGCGUCAUCAUGCUCUGGAUUCUAGCAACUCGGCGGUACGUGAAACAAAGCGUAAGAGCAGUGGACUUUUCUCGGUCUUGUCGUCUUACCAAUGCGUUUCAAGCACGAAUCCGACCGGAGUAUAA